This is a messenger RNA of Malurus melanocephalus (red-backed fairy wren), 4297 nucleotides long. It is a transcript of the gene MOSMO, whose product is annotated as modulator of smoothened. The record is from RefSeq and is a predicted model, not a curated record. Gene Ontology annotation, biological process: negative regulation of smoothened signaling pathway. Gene Ontology annotation, cellular component: Golgi apparatus; ciliary membrane. NCBI's taxonomy places the organism in Eukaryota, Metazoa, Chordata, Aves, Passeriformes, Maluridae.
GCGGCGCGGGGCCCAUGGAGCCGCGGCCGUGAGGCGCCCCCGGCCCGGGCCCGCUGCGGGAGCCGGGCGGAGGCCGGAGCCGGGUGCCGCCGGAGCCGGAGGAGAUGGACAAACUGACCAUCAUCUCAGGAUGCCUCUUCCUGGCCGCCGACAUCUUCGCCAUCGCCAGCCUGGCGAACCCGGACUGGAUCAACACCGGCGAGUCCGCGGUGACUGUGACAGGAGAAGUUAUUUGCCCUUUCAUGAACCUGUUUGGAUUGCAUGCUGAGAAUACAAAAAAAAGGAUGAUACAGAAAAUGAAGAUUUAUGUACCAUCAGAUCCUAGAGGUGCUCUCACAGUUGGCCUUGUGCGACAGUGUCAAACCAUCCAUGGACGUGACAGGACCUGUAUUCCUCCACGGCUGCCUCCCGAGUGGGUCACUACGUUAUUUUUCAUCAUAAUGGGAAUCAUUUCACUAACUGUCACAUGUGGUUUGCUGGUGGCUUCCCACUGGCGAAGAGAAGCUACUAAAUAUGCCCGCUGGAUAGCUUUCACUGGAAUGAUUCUAUUCUGUAUGGCAGCCCUAAUAUUUCCAAUAGGAUUUUACAUCAAUGAAGUUGGAGGUCAACCGUAUAAAUUACCCAAUAACACAGUGGUUGGGUCUUCRUAUGUACUGUUUGUCUUAUCCAUUUUCUUUACAAUAGUGGGACUUCUAUUUGCUGGCAAAGUUUGUUUACCUGGCUGAUGAAUGUCUGGACUGCAGGACUUUAUUUUGGAAAAGAGCAAGACAGCAGAAUUGCAUUCUCAGGAGGAUGCCUAAAUCAGACUAUCAAACACUGACUGAAAAGAGGAAUGCUUUGACUUGUUCUCACUAUGCACUUUGGAUGAAAAAAAAGGAGAGCCUUUCCCAUAACCAAAUACAGACCACACUGACUAAUCUCCUGAGCAUACUCGAAUGCAGUCAGGUCUGCACUGUGAUAGGAACUGGUGGAGAAUGCUUUACACUGAGAAGCAUAAUGCCCCAUGUUACUGGACUCUUCCUGUUUUUAACGUCUAACAAUUUGGAAGUCAAAGUAUUUAUGAACUUUGUGGUAGACCAGAGGGUUGCAGAGGAAGUGAAGUGAGGCUGGCCUCGCUGUUUAGGAGAUUAGUGUUUUCCAUCUUCCUUCUGAUGAGCAAAGCCUUUGGCACCAUUGUGGAUCAAUCUGCAUUACUGCACCAAGAAGCCAAUAGAUCAAAACAUGUUCUCUCAAUGUAUGUAACAGCAAGAAGACAUACAUCCCCUCCUCCCCCAAAAGCUCUAGGAAACACUUAAGGAACGUUUUAGAGGGGGAUUUUGUCCUUAUAUUUAUAUAAAUAUAUAUAUAAAUAUAUAUAUAUUUUGCUGAUGCAGUAUACAGUGUGUGUGUAUGUGUGUGUGUGUGUAUAUACACAUAUGUACAUAUAUGUAUAUACACACAAAUGGUUCCUGGAAAAGAACUCAGAAUGCUUUGCUAGCAAAACACUGUGGUGUGCAAAACUAGGACUCAAUAGAAAAAGCCAUUUCUCUGAAGGCCACAUAGCUGAGAGUCUUCAGUUUACCUCAUUCUUUGUAGCAGCCCUUGAUUUUAACAGUUUUUUGUAAUAGGUACAAACGAUCCCAUGCCUUUCUAGGUGCAAUUUUAAGUUAAGCUAAAGUUCUUUUUAUGGUAAUUUAUUUGUAUAUGAGGGUUGAAGGUGAGAUCAUGUCAUACCUUAAAAUCCUAAUUUUGGGAAACUGACACUAUUUAAAUUAUUAGCAACUGUUGUACAGAAAAUCUCUUUUUCUACUGCAUUGUUACAUUUGCAUUCAUACAUGUUCAAGCACAGCAUUUUACCAUGGGUAAGCAUUUCUCUAGCACAUAUAAAAUGCAAUGUUUAAACUAAUGCAAACACUAUUCCACUGCAAAGAUGGAUGAACUUAUUUUCACUUGAGUGUUAGUUCAUCUUUGCUGAAAAAAUGAGCAAUAUAAUUGUUUAAAAAUAUAUGCCUUGUUUACUGAAGUUGUUAUUUUCAACGUAGAUUUAAUGGCCACCCAAAUUUGCAGUAAAUAUUCUUCACUAAAAGUAGUUUUAUUUUUUAACCCAAGGAUAAACCAUUGAAUCCACAGACGUCUUAAUUCACUGCUAGUUUGGUGUUCCAGGGAAGCUGCCUGCACUAUCAGUAUUUGUUUUCCAGUUAAUAACUCGUUUACCAGAGAAUCAUUCUGAAAACAAAAAACUGUUUUGAGCAUUGUUUCAUUGAGCUUACUAGAGGAACUGCAUUAAUGAGUAGACAUUCAUUUUAGGAUGAAGUUGUUGUUAAAGUCAGCAGUUUCCAAAAUAAUCACUUAUCAAAUAAGUUGGAGUGUUUAAGAGUUUGCACCGUUAUUUUAAACUCUGUGCCAUUCACACCAUCGUGGGUCCCUGUUCUUCUGCACCUCUUCCCUCUCCCCCUCCCAAGGUAUUUUAAUACAGAAAAGUUAUUUGCURAUGUAAGUAUAUUUUCUUUUGAGAUUUUUGACCAAAUUUGUCACUGGAAUGGUUUCUAAAKAUUUCUUUUUCCAGUCAGCUCAUGCACACAUAGAAUGGAGUGUUUAUGGAUCACUAAAUUUUUCUAAAAUAUACCAAUCUGUAAAUACAGCCAAGCACUUACUUGGAAGUCAURGUUUAAAUAUGAUUUGGUUCCUAAUUUAAGCCUUCAUCUGCAUGGGCAGUCUGAGCCCCUAGUGAUAGUGGUUGAGCUAAAAGGCAGCCUUUGUCUGCUGGUUAUGUGUCAAAAUUUUGCUGUUAUCACUACUGUGUCCUAAGAAAGUAUUCACUAAAACUUGGAUUAUAAAAUACACUUUCAGAAAUGUCACAUUUGUAAAUAGUUUGAGAUUUUUGUAACUGGAACAUAGCUGGGGGUGGGGAGAGUUCCUCAGCUGCUAAGAUUUCUUUCCCUUCCCACCCCUCCAACUUACUUAUUUCAGUUGUAGUAACAUCAUGUGGAUUUAGGCUUUGAUUAAAUGGAUCAUCAUAAAAAAAAAAAAAAUUAAAAGAAACACUUAGAGCAWAUCCAGAUUGUGGUUGGCUGACUGGAAAUUUAUCUGAUCUGCCAAUACUAUUGCUAUGAAUUAUUAAAUGUUAGCAAAGAUUUAGCAAAUAGRUUUAUUAAAUAUUUGAGCCAGAAAUAGAUGCAGCCAAAUGUAUUUUUAAAAACCCAACCCAGUAAUUGAAGAGACAGCUGUCAACAGUUGCUUUUAAUAAGGUCACUAAGUACUAUAUAGUACAGUAUUAAUUUAUAGCAGAAAAUCAUAUCUUGUAAACUGUAUAUAAAACACUGUUUUAUGGUGCAAUCAUUUGUCAAACUUAUGUCUGUUACUUCUGUUUUAAAGUUGUGUGCAUUCUUUUCAUACCUAAGAGCAUCACUGUAAAAUCUGCUGAAGACUAUUUAUAGGUUUUUAUUUGCACAAGGUUUUGUUUUGAACUACAGGAAGUUCGUAUUGAACAUGCCUAAACAUCUGUAYCUUUUCAUUUCAUGAAAAGCAAAUGUUUUCCAUAUGAAUCUUCUCCAAAGGUAAUCCCAUAUUUGUGUUGAGUGUUUACAUAAACGUUUCUGAUUCUGCCAGCCAUUAUUUUUUAACUUUUUGAAGGACAGCUCAUUUCAUACAUCACUAGAGAAUUUCAUUUAUUCUCUUGCUUCAAAAUCCUCCCGAAGGUUUGAUGUCCCAUCACAGUGUAAUUUUUGCACACUUUGUCAUUUAUUUGGCUAUCAAAAUGUAAGAUUGGAAACUGAAAAUACUUUCGGAAGGAGAACUAGUAAAUUUGUCUGUAUAAAUCUUAUCAUUGAGCUCAGCUGAAAUAAUCGCCUGGAAGGUGUUUGGCUCAGAGCUGGGGAGGGUGUGCUUCCUGAACACUCCAGUUUAACCAUUUAAAGGGUUUUUUCUGCUGUUAAUCCUCUCCCAAAGACAGUGUGCCACACCACCAUCGGGGCCUCCUGCCGUCCCUGUGUUUAACCACUCCAGAACACAACUGUCGGUUCCUGUUUGCCUCGACACACACACACACAGGAAAAUGAAAGCUGUCCUUUCAAACUUUGUGAAGGAUGAACAUAAUGAAGGAGAUGGUUCUGCCGGGCUGUCCUGCCUGGGCUCCAGGCCGGGCCCACUGCCCGCGCCCCCCGGCCUUACUGAGGCUUGUUUUCUAAUUGGUUAGAGCAUUUUUUCAAUUAAUGAUUUCUGAACAAAUGUUAAUACAAACUGUAUAAAAUGAACAUAAUUUUCUUCACUUGUAUUUUUGUUAUUGAGCAAGUUUAUCAAAAUAAAUUGUCUACUAAAG